Molecule: messenger RNA, 720 nt
Organism: Acanthosepion pharaonis
Lineage: Eukaryota; Metazoa; Mollusca; Cephalopoda; Sepiida; Sepiidae
Source: the annotation of a GenBank genome assembly
AUGUUCACUAGAAAAUGUAUACACCAGGAUAAACAGCCUCUCCAAUUCUCCCCUCUCUCUAUCUAUCUAUCUCUCUCUAUCUCUCUCUCUCUCCGCCGAUUUCUCACCCUCUUUCCACUGCUAUCUCUCUUUUCCUCCUUCACUUCAUUAUCUAUCUAUCUAUCUAUCUAUCUAUCUAUCUAUCUAUCUAUCUAUCUAUCUAUCUAUCUAUCUCUCUCUCUUUCUUUUUUUUUCAUCUACCUACCUCCGCCAUUACUUCCUACCUCUUUUCUUUCUUCCAUCUUUCUUUUUACUAGUUUCUUUCACAUUCUCCCUUUUAUGACUCAACUUUAUAUUUUAUAUAACAAUCUACCCCCGAGCCUACUCACGCUCUUCUUUCUUCUAUCUACCUCAUUCUUGCUAUUCUUUCCGUUUCCAGAGCCUCCCUUGUUGCAUUACUUGCUCCCUCUCUCUCUUUCACUCUCCUCUCACUCUCUUCUCUCUUUCUCUCACUCUCUUCUCUCUUUCUCUCACUCUCUUCUCUCUUUCUCUCCCUCUCUCUCUUUUCCUUCUUCUUGUUCUCCUCUUUACCCACUUUCUCAUACUCCCCUCAUUUUUAUUUUUGUUAUUUUGUGUACGAUUUGUACACUGGCACUUUUAUUCCUUCUUUCGUUUUUCAUCGUUCUCUCUCCUUCCCUCUCUUACUUUCACUCUGUGUGCGUGUGUGUUUAUUUCUCUUAA